GAGAUUAUCCAAGAUUAGAUAAGUGGCAAAAUCAAAGAUUGGCCAAUGUGUUCCUUUUUUCCCUUAAAAAACAAAUUCUGUUGCUCUUAUUCUAUUGCAAUUCUAAAGAUUGUCAGCACUUUUCAAAGGCAUAAAACAAUUGAUAUUUUUGCCGGCAAGAUCCGAUCUUACCGGAUUUGGAAGGAGUGGAGAUGAUCGGUAAGAGUUCUUAAGAAGAUGAAGAGCACGUUUAUCUUGUUCAUUUUCCCAGCUAAAACAUUCUUCCACAAGCGCAAAAAGUCGAUUCACAUAUUAAUAUGAAUCAAUAGACUGUGUAUUGCUGUGUUUUUUCUCUCGUUAUUGCAAUAAUCUGGGCACAAGGUUGCGAAAGAACGGAUUUUUCGUCGAAAUUUCAGGGUGGUGUGUUUAGCUUAUGAUUUAUUGGAUGUAUGCAUAGUCAUGUUCUCUGUUAUGAUGAAUUUGAUCAGUUGGGGGAAUUAGGGUUUGUAUUUCGCAUUGAGGGAUUUUGAAUAUUGGAAGUGUAGUAAAGGAUUAGAGAGGGGAAACUGGGGAAAAUGAGCCUUGGUGCUGCUGAGGGAGAAUCAGCAGCGGAAGAAAUCCACAUUCCAGCAGAUAUAGAAUGGCAAAUGUUGGAUAAAUCCAAGUUCUUCUUCCUCGGGGCAGCCUUAUUCUCGGGUGUCUCGGCUGCAUUGUACCCGAUGGUGGUGCUGAAAACGCGGCAGCAGGUUUCUCAGUCGCACGUUUCUUGUGUUAGGACUGGUGUUUGGAUAAUGAGGUAUGAAGGGAUCCGCGGAUUGUAUAGGGGAUUUGGGACUUCCUUGACCGGGACUAUCCCUGCCCGAGCUCUAUACAUGGCCGCGCUUGAGGUUACUAAGAGUAAUGUAGGAACCACCGCGACUAGGCUUGGAUUGCCUGAGCCUAGUGCGGCUGCUGUGGCCAAUGCGGCAGCUGGAUUGAGCGCUGCCAUGGCUGCGCAAGUGGUGUGGACGCCCGUUGAUGUGAUCAGCCAGAGGCUGAUGGCACAGGGCGGUGGAGGUGGUGGUGGUGGUGGUGUUAAAUACGCUAAUGGGGUGGAUGCGUUCGGGAAGAUUUUGAGGGCGGAUGGGAUCAGAGGGUUGUAUAGAGGGUUUGGGAUCUCGAUCUUGACCUAUGCACCAAGCAAUGCUGUUUGGUGGGCGUCUUACUCCAUGGCGCAGAGGGUGGUUUGGAGUGGGGUGGGGUGUUUGCUGUGCAAGAACGGGGAGGAGAGGGUCGAGAAUGGGGGGCUGAGGCCGGAUGCCAAGGCUGUGAUGGCGGUGCAAGGGGUGAGCGCUGCCAUGGCUGGAGGGGUGUCGGCCCUGAUCACGAUGCCGUUUGACACGAUCAAGACGCGCCUGCAGGUGUUGGACGGGGAGGACAACAACGGGAGGAAGGGGCCGAUCUUUGGGCAGACGGUGAGGAACCUGGUGAGGGAGGGUGGAUGGACUGCCUGUUACAGAGGGUUAGGGCCGAGGUGUGCGUCCAUGUCCGUCUCUGCAACGACGAUGAUCACCACCUACGAGUUCUUGAAACGCCUCUCGGCUAAGAAUCAAGAAGCUCUAACAUGAUGAAAGAAAACACACGCGAAAAAAAUCAAGUAUUCUCUAAAGAUUUUGGUUUCAUUCUAACCUUUGUGUCUCUUUUCUAUUGCUUGUAAAUACCUACUUUUAUUAAAGUCGUCUCCAAAGAUAAGGCAACUAGCGUAGAACCUUUCCUUUGUAAGAUAUCACGAACUUCGGUUCAUCAUUAGUGAAAUUUAAACUCAUAA
Messenger RNA from Salvia splendens (bonfire salvia), 1786 nucleotides. RefSeq names its product solute carrier family 25 member 44-like. Gene Ontology annotation, biological process: transmembrane transport. The transcript has a single exon. The record is from RefSeq and is a predicted model, not a curated record. NCBI's taxonomy places the organism in Eukaryota, Viridiplantae, Streptophyta, Magnoliopsida, Lamiales, Lamiaceae. The coding region runs from base 555 to 1586 and encodes 343 amino acids.